Otolemur garnettii (small-eared galago) is the source of this 1062-nucleotide messenger RNA. RefSeq names its product eukaryotic translation initiation factor 3 subunit J (gene EIF3J). The transcript is spliced from 8 exons. NCBI's taxonomy places the organism in Eukaryota, Metazoa, Chordata, Mammalia, Primates, Galagidae. Bases 66 to 842 code for a protein of 258 amino acids. Gene Ontology annotation, cellular component: cytoplasm; eukaryotic translation initiation factor 3 complex. Gene Ontology annotation, molecular function: translation initiation factor activity. The record is from RefSeq and is a predicted model, not a curated record.
CUCACCUCCGCCGCGACAGCUCCUAGAUAGCUCUUCCCCUCACACACGCUCACACCCGGUUCGAGAUGGCGGCGGCAGCGGCAGCGGCUGGGGACUCCGACUCCUGGGACGCGGACGCAUUCUCGGUGGAAGAUCCCGUGCGGAAGGUCGGGGGCGGCGGCACCGCCGGCGGGGACCGCUGGGAAGGCGAGGACGAGGACGAGGACGUCAAGGAUAACUGGGAUGACGAUGAUGAUGAAAAAAAAGAAGAAGCAGAAGUAAAACCAGAAGUAAAAAUUUCAGAAAAGAAAAAAAUAGCAGAGAAGAUAAAAGAAAAAGAAAGGCAACAGAAGAAAAGGCAAGAAGAAAUUAAAAAGAGGUUAGAAGAACCUGAAGAACCUAAAGUGCUAACACCGGAAGAACAAUUAGCAGAUAAACUGCGGUUAAAGAAAUUGCAGGAAGAGUCAGACCUUGAAUUAGCAAAGGAAACUUUCGGUGUUAAUAAUACAGUUUUUGGAAUAGAUGCUAUGAACCCAUCUUCAAGAGAUGACUUCACAGAAUUUGGAAGGUUACUAAAAGAUAAAAUUACACAAUAUGAAAAGUCACUAUAUUAUGCCAGUUUUUUGGAAGUCUUAGUUCGAGAUGUGUGUAUUUCAUUGGAAAUUGAUGACUUGAAAAAGAUUACCAAUUCAUUGACUGUGCUUUGCAGUGAAAAACAGAAGCAAGAAAAGCAAAACAAAGCCAAAAAGAAGAAGAAAGGUGUGGUUCCUGGAGGGGGAUUAAAGGCCACCAUGAAAGACGAUCUGGCAGAUUAUGGUGGUUAUGAUGGAGGAUAUGUACAAGACUAUGAAGACUUCAUGUGACAUUUUAUCUUCUCCUGGUGUCUUCUUUAUGUUGCCCACAAUCCCUUCAACAUGUAGCACAAUUUCCUUUCCUUUCAGUUCUGCCAAAUGCUACAAUCAGAAGUGCAGCAUCUUUUGUGCUGGUUAUUUAACCCCUUGACACUUAGGUGCUAAUGUGCAAAUGAGGGAACUUGGAUCUUGCUGCCAAGGGGUUAAAAUUGGGAAUCUCAGUUGCUACUAA